Pecten maximus is the source of this 1847-nucleotide messenger RNA. Its product is annotated as peptidyl-prolyl cis-trans isomerase B-like. Gene Ontology annotation, molecular function: peptidyl-prolyl cis-trans isomerase activity. Bases 77 to 685 code for a protein of 202 amino acids. Gene Ontology annotation, cellular component: intracellular membrane-bounded organelle. The transcript is spliced from 4 exons. Lineage: Eukaryota; Metazoa; Mollusca; Bivalvia; Pectinida; Pectinidae. The record is from RefSeq and is a predicted model, not a curated record. Gene Ontology annotation, biological process: protein peptidyl-prolyl isomerization.
AAUAACAUUCUACUUUGUGUUAAAUCGAUACGUGGCUCACGAUACCGGUUGCUGAGACUGGAAAAAGACCCCUAAAAUGGAAGUUUUACAACUGUUCGCUUUUGCGCUGUUAUCGCUAAUUCCUUAUGUACAGGGAAUCGACUUAACUGUGACAAAGAAAGUUUUCUUUGAUAUAAGAAUUGGUGAAGAACCAGUAGGAAGGAUAGUGAUUGGUUUGUUUGGAGACGUUGUCCCCAAAACAGUAGAAAACUUUUCACAACUUUCCUCUGGUGUCAAUGGAUAUGGACUGAAGGGAAGCAAAUUCCACAGAGUCAUCAAAGACUUCAUGAUUCAAGGUGGAGACUUCACUAAUGCUGAUGGUACCGGUGGACGGAGUAUCUACGGAGAGAGGUUUGAGGAUGAGAACUUUGACGUUAAGCAUUACGGCUCCGGAUGGGUCAGCAUGGCUAAUGCUGGUAAAAAUACAAAUGGUUCUCAGUUUUUCAUCACCCUCAUUCAGACAGAUUGGCUAGAUGGUAAGCAUGUGGUGUUCGGUAAAGUAUUAGAAGGUAUGAACGUUGUCCGAGCCAUUGAAACCGAGGUCACAGACACAUUAGAUCGGCCAUUAAAUGAGGCAGUCAUCACAGACUGCGGGAUUAUGGACGGUGACCCAAACCUUGUGGUGGAGAAAGACCAUGCAGAUUAACCUCAUUAUCAGGGUCACAUGUGAAUGCUUGGGAUUUUUAGAUUUUGUUUUUUAUUGUUUCUUUCUGAACAUCAAAAUUUCUAUUAUUCUGAUCAAGGAAAACUUACAAUAUUACAAAAUUUACAUUAAGAAAUGGAAAGUAUUUUAGCCAAAUCUAAAGUAUAUUAGAGAUAUUAAAAUGAUAUUAAAUCGGCAAUUAUAUUUAAUUUGUAUUUAUACAUGUCAUCAGAAAAUUUGUUUUAUGUUUAAUAGGAUGACUUCAAGACAGUGUAAUGUUCAUGUUAAAAUGCUCUUUUUCAUUUUUUUUAUUGCAUUUUACAUAUUUAUAUCUGUUUAACAUAGAUCUGUAACAUGUUGUACUUUUAUUACAUUUCUGGCUAGUCUAUAUUAUCAGAUAAAACUUAAACUAUAUAUAUGAGGUUAGAUUUACAAAUGUAUGUAAGCUUUAUAUAUGAGGUUCAGAAACCAAACGUGUAUGUUUCUUAUGUUAGAUGGGUGUGAGACAGAAAGCUUCCGCAUUUAAAUUCAAGGAAAACAAGUUAAAAGGCAUGCAGCUGAUUACAGUUGAUUUGAAAAAUACAAAGACUACUAAAGUAUACUAAAUUUUAUCAUGAAUGUAGCCAUUGUCAAUAUGUUUUUUAUAGAAGAGUUACUGCCCUUCAUAUGCAAAAACACUAAUCAACGAUUUUCAGAUUAUAUUUGGUAAUCAACAGUCUGUUUCCGUCCAUAACUUUUUAAAUUGUAUACAUUUUAAGAGUUCUGAGAUAUCUUAUUUGGAUUUAAUGAUAUAAAUUAUGCAUGGUUUUCGUCUCCAUCAACCCGUAUUGUAAGAACAGCUUUGUUGGAGGUUGAUUUUGGUUUUAUGUGUUCCCACCGUUUUGUAUUCACAACAUUGUAGUGCUACGGGUAUGCAUGCUUCAAAGGGUCAUUAUUAAGGAAAUAUUCUUGCCAAAAAUAUCAAAGAAAUGUUUUUGAAAUAUGAAAGCUACUAGUCAUUGAUAGCUGUACAUUAUUAUUGUACAUGAACUACAGUAAAAUGUUAAAAUUAUUGUAUAGCGCUAUAUGUACAUGUUUUGAAUGAUAUUAAUGUUUUUUAGAAGGAUUUUGUAUGCAGAAUGUUUGAAUGAUAUUGCAAAAAAUAAAAAAUGAAACCGACAGUUUG